Molecule: messenger RNA, 2810 nt
Organism: Exophiala oligosperma
Lineage: Eukaryota; Fungi; Ascomycota; Eurotiomycetes; Chaetothyriales; Herpotrichiellaceae
Exons: 1
Coding region: 288-2129 (613 amino acids)
Biological process (GO): DNA replication; DNA replication initiation
Cellular component (GO): nuclear origin of replication recognition complex; nuclear pre-replicative complex; DNA replication preinitiation complex
Molecular function (GO): DNA replication origin binding
Source: RefSeq, a predicted model, not a curated record
GACCCUUUGUACUAACGUGAAAGUAGGGGUGCUACAUCUUCAGAUCUACGGACAACGAGCAGCAAGAUGAACUAGAUCAACGGCCAAAGAAACGAAGAAAGAUUGGAGCCUCCAGCCAUGACGCAGUGAACAAAGAUGAGGCAUUCACUUGGCCAAGACUCCUUGGAGGCCAGGAGUCCCCUGAAGGCCCUCAUCUUCGGCAGCAGUUGUUCGAAGCAGUAUGGGCUGAACAACAGGCGAAGAUUGACGCCGUCACAGGGAGAGUCGACGAGACCUUUGUAGAUGAGAUGCUUGAAUAUAUGCGCAACUAUGAAGUGGAAAAGUCCGAUGGCAGGAUUGGUACUGGGCUAGUCGUCUCUACCCACGGCAGAGACGCAUACAAAGACCUCUUCCGCGGUUGGGAGAACGGUCACUCUCCUACCUCCACAGAUCUCUUGAUACGACUUCAACCCAGCCAUGCACCGAGCCUCCAGAUCGCGUUGAAGAACAUCAUCAGGUUCGCCCUAUCUCAACGACAGGGCAUGGAUGAAUACAACACUUUCCUCGCGGCCAACAAGGGUAUGAUUCCGAUGAGCUUUGAUCUUGAAUUGCUCCAUCGCUAUUCAAUAAAGCACGAUGUAAACAGAGUUCUGGUCUUCGUCUCGGAUAUUGAAGCAUUUGAUACUGGUGUCUUUUCUGAGUUGGUCGCGACAUUCAGCUCCUGGACAGAUCGAAUACCGUUUGUCCUAUUUAUCGAGAUAUCAACGACGAUAGCACUAUUCGAAUCGAGGCUUUCCAGGUCGACGAUUAACCAGCUUGAUGCUCGAGUCUUCGAAUCCUUGCACGCCGACAACCAGAACGAUCUUCUUUUUGAAAUCUACGCCACGAUUCAGGACUCUGGCGCAGAUGUGUUUAUCGGUCCUUCCACCGUUGGAGUCCUUGCGGAACUGGCGCAAGACCAAAGCUGCACGACCGAGACUCUGCUACGGGCGCUCAAAUAUGUGUUCAUGUCACAUUUCUUCGCGAAUCCUCUGUCCGUUCUUCUUCGUUCCAAUACUGAUACAGUAUCACCUGGUGUUCUGUCGCUGGCGCAGAUUCUUCGUAACACCCCAGGUUUCCGAGCACAUUGCGAGCACCUUGCAAACGGCACAAAGGCUCAGAGACAGCGACUCCGAGCUCUUCUGAGCUCAGACGCAACACUGGAAACAGAAUCAAUCCAGUGUCUUCGUGCAGGCCGUGAACGGAUGCGUUCCAUGCUGACAACAGUAACCUCCACGAGAUUUGUUUACCAGCACCUGCAUGGCACAACAACAAUGUCGUCGUUCGAAGUUCAAACAGAGCUACUCGCCUCCCUGCCAGACUUGUCUCAGUCCGAGAUCUUCAACGACAUAGAAACAACCAUUAGAUCGAUGGGGACUUUCAAAGACUUCCAGGAUUUUAUAUCUGCGAUAUCGGAAGCGUUAGAAGACCUCAACGCUUUCGAACCUGACUUGGAGGACUACGGAACUGAUCAAUCAAUUCCUACCCUGAGCUCCAUCCGAGAUGAACUCCAACUUGACCUCCGGAACAGAGAUUUGUCCGAAUUGACAAAUGCAUUCUUGAACCUACUGAAUUGCUAUAUUCAGUCAAGAACAACUUAUACGCAUGCAGGCCCAGAAGCAAUCCCCUGGACCACCUUCAUGGCCGAGGCCUACAUAUACAACCUCAAAUCACCACUAAACGCCAUUGUCCACCCUCGCACACGCUAUGCUCUUGAACGUGCUCUGACGCGCCCGUCAGACUAUCUGGGUUGUGACUGCUGCAUGCCAGAUAAAGGCGCCGUUCUCGAUAAAACAACUUUACCACCAACGUGCCUACUGCUCAGCAUGCUCAACGAAGCGGGAACCGUGAUCAACGUGCGUGAUUUGUGGGAUGCGUUUCGGGGUAUGGUGGCGCCCUCGCUUGGGUAUAGCGGGACUGAGCAGAACGGCGACAAAGAUUCAGAAGGCAAUGAAGAAGGUCUUGAAGACAUGGACGAGGCCACAGAGCGCAAAGCCCUAGCUUUGUUCUACCGCUCUGUUGCAGAGUUGCGGCAUCUAGGCCUAAUCAGGCAGAGCAAGAGAAAGCCAGGCGUCGACUGCGUUGCAAAGACAGCUUGGAUGGGCCUAUAGUCAGAUGGCCUUGACAACGACAACGAUAAUCAACGGUCCAAUGGUACGCUGAGAUUCCUUCCUUGAUUGGGUUUUCGCCGAGCACAACAACCAGCGUAUUCGGGCCUGGAAAGUAGUGAGUCCGGCAGUAUGACUAGUGAAUACCCAGCCGAUUCAACGCCUAGCCAUGCGUACGAAGACAAUGACGCCAGUCGGAGACGGUACGCAACGAUCUGAUAUCGUUGAAGGCGAGAUAGACUUGGACUGCAAUGGAAGCAAUACCGUCCAGUUUAAAGAGCUGUCCGUGACUCCGACCCCUGGAGUGGAAGCUACAUCGACUGAGACAUGCUCAAAUCGAGCUCCUGAAGCAUAUCAGUUUCAUCCUUGUCCUUCAUGUUGACACAGUUCACGACUGAUGAAUGGUAUGGAAGAAGUGCGAGAAACUAGGAGCAAUAUUCGAUUAGCGCUGUGUCAACAGGUGCUCGGGUAACGGAUAUCGGGAGACGACGUUUUCAGAGAGAAGAUUGAUUCAACACAGUGGGAUUUGAGAGUUGGAGCAAUCAUCAGGGCCAGCUUGAGGCUGCUACCAACGCCACUUCAGGCUAAGGAUGAUACAAAUGUUCAUCAUAGAAUGGGAAUGAGGACAAAAGGCUUGCUUACAUGUCCGCACAUCCUGUGCCCCAAAAUUGACAAAUACCAUCG